AAAAUCUUUUCAUUCUCUUGAUUUGUGCCCUCCGAACGGUUAAGGCCCUCGAUCGCGUGCUCCGCCGGGUUUUUUCUUACAGUUGCUAGCGUCACCAGACCAGAUCCAUCGAAAAUGACCAAGAAGGCUGAUCCCUAUGGCUUCGCCAAGGAUUUCCUGGCCGGUGGUAUCUCUGCCGCUGUCUCGAAAACGGCCGUAGCACCGAUCGAACGCGUCAAGCUGCUGCUCCAGGUCCAGGCUGCCUCCAAGCAGAUCGCCGUCGACAAGCAGUACAAGGGUAUCGUCGAUUGCUUCGUUCGCAUCCCGAAGGAGCAGGGAAUCGGUGCCUUCUGGCGCGGUAACUUGGCCAACGUGAUCCGUUACUUCCCGACCCAGGCCCUGAACUUCGCGUUCAAGGAUGUGUACAAACAGGUGUUCCUCGGCGGCGUCGACAAGAACACCCAGUUCUGGCGCUACUUCCUGGGUAACCUCGGAUCCGGCGGUGCCGCCGGUGCCACGUCGCUCUGCUUCGUGUACCCGCUCGACUUCGCCCGUACCCGUCUCGGUGCGGACGUUGGUCGCGGUGCCGGCGAGCGUGAGUUCAACGGUCUGCUCGACUGUCUGAAGAAGACGGUCAAGUCGGACGGUAUCAUCGGUCUGUACCGUGGAUUCAACGUGUCCGUUCAGGGUAUCAUCAUCUAUCGUGCGGCCUACUUCGGUUGCUUCGAUACUGCCAAGGGAAUGCUGCCGGACCCGAAGAACACCUCCAUCUUCGUCUCCUGGGCCAUCGCACAGGUGGUGACGACGGCUUCCGGUAUUAUUUCGUAUCCUUUCGAUACCGUCAGACGACGCAUGAUGAUGCAGUCUGGCCGUGCCAAGUCGGAGGUGAUGUACAAGAACACGCUCGACUGCUGGGUCAAGAUCGGCAAGCAGGAAGGUUCCGGCGCGUUCUUCAAGGGCGCUUUCUCGAACGUCCUGCGUGGUACUGGUGGCGCUCUGGUGCUCGUAUUCUACGACGAAGUUAAGGCCCUGCUGGGUUAAGACGGGGAACAGCACGCACCUUAGUGUAAUUAGUUAUGUCCAGCCAGCCAGAACAGCAGCAGCAGCAGCAGUAACAUCAACAACAACAACAACAACAACUAUUAUAACAUCCAAAUCAACACACAGUUACCGGUAGCGAUCGGCCUUGGGUGCUGGAGCUGAUGGGAUUGAUACCCUUUAGCCACAAAAUCACAGGCGAUAGCCGCCAGUAAAAAUGGUGUAUUUGCAAGACAAAAUUAACUGUUACAAAACCAAUAACCCUUCGCUGUCUCGCUCUCUUUCUCUUGUACUCACUUUUUCUGUAUUACUUUACUGUUCCGAAUAACCGACAAGCUACUAGAUACCGCUAUGCGACGUACGCUUUUUAGAAAAAGGAGCAAAGGAGGAAGGAGCCUUUCGUGUUUCCUCUUUCUCUCUCUCUCCGGGAGAUGAGUGUGAGCGGACCGGGGGGUAGAGACAGUGAGCUGUUUGUUGCAUGUUCUAAGUCGAAGAAGCAGAAAAGUUGCGUUGUUUUAUCAUCAUAUUGCGCCCUUCCUUUGGUCCGCAACACGUGGUACAUUAAGGGAAGAAGCCAGCACUAUUCUAACAUCCUGGACGACAACUGCUGCACACGCAAUGCAACCAACCACAACAAUUAUAGCCGGGUUAAAGCGAUAAAAAGAAACCGAUUGCGAUCACGAAAACAGAAAUAGAUUCGAAAUAAUAAAAUGGGCCAACCAUGAAAUAACA
This is a messenger RNA of Anopheles arabiensis, 1749 nucleotides long. Its product is annotated as ADP,ATP carrier protein 1. The record is from RefSeq and is a predicted model, not a curated record. Gene Ontology annotation, molecular function: ATP:ADP antiporter activity. Gene Ontology annotation, biological process: mitochondrial ATP transmembrane transport; mitochondrial ADP transmembrane transport. The transcript is spliced from 3 exons. Gene Ontology annotation, cellular component: mitochondrial inner membrane. The coding region runs from base 115 to 1020 and encodes 301 amino acids. NCBI's taxonomy places the organism in Eukaryota, Metazoa, Arthropoda, Insecta, Diptera, Culicidae.